AUGUUCUGGUUGGUGGACAGUGCGAAUCACAACUCUUGGAAGUAUUUCAUGAUGAAAUUGAAGGAAGCCAUUGGAGACAUCGAUAAUCUGGCUUUUGUAUUCAACAGGCAUGCUAGCAUUACUCAUGCUCUUGAGUCAUGGUUUUGUGAACAUCGUGAUGAUGCCGAUAAGAGCACAACCAAAUUAUCACCACUAAUGGAGAAGGAUUUGUUAGGAAUUGUAGCCAAAGCAAGGUUCUUGUAUGUCCACGCUCUUGGACAGUUCAAAUUUCAUGUGGUGGACCCAGAUGGUGAAGGUAAGGUGAAUUUGAUGACCAAAUCAUGCUCCCGUGCCAAGUUUAAAAUUAUAGGGAUACCUUGUGUUCAUGCAGUGGUUGCAGCUCUCAAUCGUAGUGUCAAAAUUUACUCACUGUGUUUCCCAUUCUACACUAUUGAGUCAUGGAGGGAGUUGUAUAAAGAAACAAUUUACCCAUGUGGCAAUGAGGACGAGUGGACAGUUCCUGAUGACAUAAACAAUAUGCAAUUUGGGGUACCUGUUGAGAAACAACCAGUGGGUCAUCCAAAGAAGAAAAAAUUAGGAAGACCGAAGAGAAAACGUUUUUCAUCGAAUGGCAAAAUUCUAGUGAUAUAUCGUAAGUAUAGUAGGUGUGGUGGUCUUGGCCACAACAAAACAUCGUGUAAAGCUAGAUAA
This is a messenger RNA of Humulus lupulus (European hop), 690 nucleotides long. RefSeq lists its product as uncharacterized. Gene Ontology annotation, molecular function: zinc ion binding. The transcript is spliced from 2 exons. Lineage: Eukaryota; Viridiplantae; Streptophyta; Magnoliopsida; Rosales; Cannabaceae. Bases 1 to 690 code for a protein of 229 amino acids. The record is from RefSeq and is a predicted model, not a curated record.